CUCGCCAGCUUCACGGACACGUCAAUCAAGUGGUGGGCGGAGCCGGCGCCCCGGCCGGCCCUCGCGUCUGCGCAGUGGACAGUGUAGCCGCCGGCUCCGCCCCCUUCACUGACACGUCAAUCAAGUAGUGGGCGGAGCCGGCGCCCCGGCCGGCCCUCGCGUCUGCGCAGUGGGUAGGGUAGCCGCCGGCCCGGAAGAGGGGCUGCAGGAGUCGGCAUGGAGAGACUCAGGAGCAGUUUGUUUAGGGUCCGGCGGUCCGCUGCUCCGGAGCCCGUCAGGCUGAGAAAAAGGAAGUCGACGCUGUAUGGUAAAGAAUGCUCCGACGUGGAGCAGGGAACAGGAUUAUUGGGUCCAAACACCUAUUUAAUUAUCUUCUCUGUAGCUUUGAGGUCUGUGAACUGCCUUCUGGUCCAGACCAGCUUUGUUCCAGAUGAGUACUGGCAGACACUCGAAGUUGCUCACAACAUGGUCUUCAAGUAUGGUUAUUUAACCUGGGAAUGGAAAGAGAGGCUACGAGGCUACACCUACCCAUUGAUUUUUGCAAGCUUCUAUAAAUUGUUGCAAAUAUUCAAGAAGGAUACAGUACAACUGCUGGUCUGGGUUCCUCGAUUGGUCCAGUCUCUUCUGGCAGCACUGGCAGAUGUAACAUUAUAUUCCAUUGCAAAGAAACAGGCAAAUGCAGAGAUUGCAAAGUGGGUGUACUUCUCUCAACUGUGCUCCUGGUUCACAUGGUAUUGCAGUACCCGAACUAUUACCAAUAGCAUGGAAGCUGUUCUAACCAGUUUUAUACUUUAUUACUACCCUCUUCAGGGUACAAAGACUGGAAGUAGUUCAAAAUAUCUCGCUUUGACUGCGUUUGCAUUUGUUGUGCGCCCCACUGCUAUUAUUCUUUGGCUGCCACUGGUAUUUAUUCAUUUCUGGCAAGAAGUAAAGAAACUGGAUCUUCUCCUGUACAAAUGUCUACCAGCUGGAUGCUUAUCCCUUGGGAUUUCACUGAUCAUUGACCGAAUAUUUUAUGGUGAGUGGGUUAUGGUUCAGUGGAAUUUUCUCAGAUUCAAUGUGAUUCAGAACAUGGGAUCAUUCUACGGCUCUCAUUCUUGGCACUGGUACUUCACUCAAGGAUUUCCUGUUAUCAUGGGAACACAUUUGCCAUUUUUCAUUCAUGGAUGUCUUCUGGCGCCCAAGAAGAACAGAAUUUUACUACUGGCAAUUCUUUGGACUGCUAUUGUAUACAGCUUCUUAAGCCACAAAGAAUUUAGAUUUAUUUAUCCAGCAAUGCCCAUCUGCAUGGUAUUUUGUGGCUAUUCAUUGGCUAAUUUGAAAGCAUGGAAGAAACCAGCAGUCAUGUUUCUGUUUCUUUCCAAUAUGUGUUUAAUUCUGUAUACUGGAUUAAUUCACCAGCGUGGAACACUCGAUGUAAUGCAAUAUGUUCAAAAUCUCUGUAAGGAAACCAUGCUGGAGAAAGAAGAGCCCUCUUUGUUCUUUCUGAUGCCUUGUCAUUCAACGCCAUUCUACAGCUAUGUUCAUUGCCCAAUAAAAAUGCACUUUCUGGAAUGUCCUCCAGACCUGAGUGGAAAUAAUACCUAUGUUGAUGAAGCUGACUUGUUUUUCAAGGAGCCCCUUACAUGGCUGAACACAAGAUUUUCUGCUCAAGCCUCCCUUCCCACUCAUCUAGUAUUGUACAACAUAUUGGAACAGAACAUUGAACCCUUCCUAAAGACCAAAAACUAUGCGAAAGUGGCAAUAUUUUUUCACACUCAUGUGCCAGAAGGUCGUGUAGGAAGCCAUAUUCAUGUAUUUGAAAGAAAAAAAAUGAUUAUAGGUGAUUCAGAAUAUUGA
Pristis pectinata (smalltooth sawfish) is the source of this 1839-nucleotide messenger RNA. RefSeq names its product phosphatidylinositol glycan anchor biosynthesis, class B (gene pigb). Gene Ontology annotation, cellular component: endoplasmic reticulum membrane. The transcript has 12 exons. The record is from RefSeq and is a predicted model, not a curated record. Bases 217 to 1839 code for a protein of 540 amino acids. Gene Ontology annotation, biological process: GPI anchor biosynthetic process. Gene Ontology annotation, molecular function: alpha-1,2-mannosyltransferase activity. Lineage: Eukaryota; Metazoa; Chordata; Chondrichthyes; Rhinopristiformes; Pristidae.